Drosophila arizonae is the source of this 2604-nucleotide messenger RNA. RefSeq names its product Na[+]/H[+] hydrogen exchanger 3 (gene Nhe3). The record is from RefSeq and is a predicted model, not a curated record. Gene Ontology annotation, cellular component: plasma membrane; recycling endosome. Gene Ontology annotation, molecular function: potassium:proton antiporter activity; sodium:proton antiporter activity. Gene Ontology annotation, biological process: regulation of intracellular pH; sodium ion import across plasma membrane; proton transmembrane transport. Lineage: Eukaryota; Metazoa; Arthropoda; Insecta; Diptera; Drosophilidae.
AAACGAAAAAAAAAAAAAAGACAAAGACGGAGAAAACAGAUAGAACUCCCCGCAAAGUGCCUGUGUGCACAAACGCAAGCCGCAAUAGCUGUGCGCCAAAUCAAUUUACGGCGCACACAAACGUAACGUGAAAAUCGAUUUAAGUUUUUGUCUGCUGUUGCCAGCAGUCUGCUAUGCACACUUAAUGUACAAUUGUACAAUUAAUUUCAUUCUACCUUCGCCACACAGCAAGUGUAAAAUGCACGCUUACUCAGGCCAGGCGAGGCCAACAUUUUAUCGCCGCUGCUGCAACGGCAGCUGGAAUAGCUGGGCGCUGCGUCUGCUUACGCUGUGGGUCCUCAUCACUGGCUGCACUGCAGCCGAUACGGAUAUAACGCUCGAUGCCAAGGCGACGCUCAAUCAUCGCAUUCAAAGUCUCGAUUUGCUGGUAUUCGUAUUUUUGCUAGCCUUAACUGUAUUAACCAUUUGGCUAUUCAAACAUCAUCGCGUUUCGUGGCUACAUGAGACUGGAUUGGCUGUUAUUUAUGGCUUAAUUGUGGGCGCCAUCAUACGAUAUGCGGGCACAAACACCACCCUGGUGCACAUGCAGGUGGAGCCGCAGGGCGUACCCACCUAUAAUGACAAAUUGCCACCGGACACACUGUGGUUCAAGUAUCCGGUUAAUCAAACGAAUUCCACAAAGCUGCCCGAGGGUGUGAAGACAUAUGCGUACGUGUUCCGUGGACAGGUGUACGAUAUCGAGGAGAACGAAAUCGAUUUGAAGGCCACAUUCGAUCCGGAGGUCUUCUUCAAUAUUAUAUUGCCGCCCAUUAUAUUUUACGCUGGCUACAGCCUAAAGAAGAAAUACUUCUUUCGCAACUUGGGCGCAAUUCUCACGUUUGCCAUUGUGGGCACCACCUUAUCGGCGUUCCUAAUCGGUGGCCUGAUGUACGGCUGUGUGAAACUGAUGCCAAAGUACUUGAGCAGCAGUUUCACAUUUCUGGACACGCUGUAUUUUGGGGCGCUGAUAUCGCCCACAGAUCCGCUCACCAUACUGGCCAUAUUCAACGAUCUCCAUGUCGAUGUUAAUCUCUAUGCGCUUGUAUUGGGCGAAUCUGUGUUGAACGAUGCCGUUGCCAUCGUGCUGAGCGGGGCCAUUCAGAACUACGGCGAGCAUUAUUCGAAUACGGGAGAAUUCGAGACUACGGCAUUUCUGCGCUCGCUGAGUGACUUCUUCUCUAUCUUCUUCUUGUCUCUGAUGAUUGGCGCUAUGAUGGGCUGUUUUACGGCAUUGUUGACCAAGUUUACGCGUGUUCGUGACUUUCCUCUGUUGGAGUCGGCGCUGUUUGUGCUCAUGAGCUAUAGCACAUUUCUGUUGGCCGAGGCAACGGAGCUGACCGGCGUGGUGGCUGUAUUGUUUUGCGGCAUUUGCCAGGCGCAUUACACGUACAACAAUUUGUCGGAGGACUCGCGACAGCGCACCAAACAGAUCUUUGAGCUGCUCAACUUUCUGGCAGAGAACUUUAUAUUCUCCUACAUUGGCGUCUCGAUGUUCACCUUUCCUAAGCAUCAUUUCGAUGCAGGCUUCAUAAUAACAGCUUUCAUCUGCGCUGCUCUGGGACGUGCUGUCAAUGUCUAUCCUUUAUCCUGGCUAUUGAACAUUAAGCGCAAACCAAAAAUCUCAUCGAAUUUCCAACACAUGCUUUUCUUUGCUGGUUUACGAGGCGCUAUGUCCUUUGCCUUGGCCAUUAGGAACACCGUGUCCGAUGCUCGGCAAACCAUGCUAACAGCCACAUCGCUGAUUGUCAUAUUUACGGUCAUCAUUCAGGGCGGUGCGGCUAACUUCUUCCUCACCUGGUUGAAGAUACCCGUUGGCGUCGACGAGGAGACUGAGCAGCUAAAUAAUUAUCAGGUACACAGUGUUUACAAUUCCAUGGACAAUUCACAUUCGGCUCCGUCUGAUGGCUAUUUACAGGACGUGGAGGGCGGCACCGGUGGUGUUGGGCGUGGCAAGGCACGCCUAUCGAGUGGGGCUGACUCGAAUUUGGAUACGCCAAUCGAUGGCAAUGCAGCGACAGCGGCGUGCGGACGACGACGCAACAGCCACGAGAAGGCGAUUCUGGCGCGAAUCUGGGGCAACUUUGACACGAAAUAUAUGAAGCCGCUGCUGACGCACUCGCGGCCCACUCUGCUGGAGACAUUGCCCGUCUGCUGUAAUCCCAUUGCCAGGCUGCUAACCACCACGCAGCAGUUGACGCAGGAUGGCAGCGAGUUUCGACGAGUCGACUCCGACUCGGACAUAUGCAUUGACAACGACACUGGCAAUGGGCUCAGCCAGGAUGGCCUUGCUGGAGGGCGUCGCAACUCCAUAAAUCGUAAUCUAACAUGCGACUAACCAUGUUACAACCGAACAUAGGAAUGUUCAUAUCUAAAUUGAUUUGUUGCUAUAUACAUACACACAUAUUUAUGAAAUUGGUCUCAUUUAAGAUGAAAAUUUAAUGCGUACAAACUAGAUUUUUAUUUAAAAACAUUUUUUUAGUUGUUAAAAGUUUUGUGAUUUGGAUUCUAGUUAACAAUCUAUGAGUUACUUUAAUCAUAAUUUUGUUAAAUGUUUAAUUUGUAUUU